Melampsora larici-populina 98AG31 is the source of this 117-nucleotide messenger RNA. RefSeq names its product putative mating type pheromone precursor (gene MlpPh1). NCBI's taxonomy places the organism in Eukaryota, Fungi, Basidiomycota, Pucciniomycetes, Pucciniales, Melampsoraceae. The transcript has a single exon. The record is from RefSeq and is a predicted model, not a curated record. Bases 1 to 117 code for a protein of 38 amino acids.
AUGCCUCCAUUGAAUGUCGAUCUCACCUUCGUCGGAACCGCUUCCUCUUCCGAAUCACUCUUGCGUAACUUCGGUCAUCAAGUGGGUGGCAGCAAUCAUUAUUGCGUCAUUUGUUAA